Messenger RNA from Pistacia vera, 4019 nucleotides. RefSeq names its product condensin-2 complex subunit D3. The record is from RefSeq and is a predicted model, not a curated record. NCBI's taxonomy places the organism in Eukaryota, Viridiplantae, Streptophyta, Magnoliopsida, Sapindales, Anacardiaceae. The transcript has 9 exons. Gene Ontology annotation, cellular component: condensed chromosome, centromeric region. Gene Ontology annotation, biological process: mitotic chromosome condensation; meiotic chromosome condensation. The coding region runs from base 1 to 3927 and encodes 1308 amino acids. Gene Ontology annotation, molecular function: histone binding.
AUGGAAGAAGAAGAAGAUGCAACGAUAUCAAGAAUCAUCACUGACCUCGAAGAAACCCUAAAUCAAAACCCAACCAGUCCCAUCUCUCAUUCCACUCUCCUCGAUCUCCAAUCUCUGUUAAACACAAAUGACCCCGACCUCAUCUUCCGAUUUUUCGACCAACUUCCUUCCAGAAACCUCUCCGUGUCCUCCCUCAUCAAUCCGAUUUCAUCCGUCAUGGACGGGGGUCCCACCAACCUGUCCCUCUUGGGUUCCAAAGUUUACCUUUCUCUGCUUCUCUCUCCAAACUCCCCUGUUUUCACGCUCUUCACGCCCAUGGCAUUUCUCUCUCUCCUCCGCUCCAUCCGCCGCUCUCUCAAGCAUCCACAACCCGCGUCAAAUGGUGGGCCCCAGGUGACAGUUACUCGAAAGAGAAAGAGUGGUGGGAGGACCCGGGCGUCGAAGAAUAUAACGAGAAGUUCGGAUGAAUUUAACCAGGACGAUAGCGAAUAUGAUGGAAGGACAUUGUUUAUAGUACUCGAGAAGUUGGAAUCUGCUAUGAGUUUAAUUUAUUUGAACCGAUUUUCUGACAGUUUGAAAUCUUUGAUACAAAUGGUUGCUGAAAUUCCGGUUCUGUCGCUUGAAUUGGGUGGUUAUAAUGGAUUGACUGAUUUGUGUUCCAGGAUUUUGAGUAGGUUGCUGAGAAGUGAACACGGUGAUGUGGCAAGAACAGCUGCGGAGGUGUUGAAGUCGUUGACAUCGUUGAUUUUAAUGGGUAAAUCUCAAGCGAGGACUUUUGCAUUGGGGUUUUUGAGGGGUAAAAUGAUGGCUGCGGCUAAAGAGAGUGAGGGGGUGAAAAAAGCAGUACUGAAUUUGCCAAAGUACUUGGCAAACAAAGCGCCGGAGAAGGCUGAGCCGAGGGGAUUAGCUGUGGAGGCGAUAAUAGAGAUUGUUAAAGCAAUGGAGUUUGAGGAUCAAGUUGCGUUUGUUGAAUAUACAGUGAAGAUGAGUCAAGGGAAGGAUAAUCUUAGAUUGAUAGCAGUUGAUCUUAUAUUGAUAUUAAUGAUGUCGUUGAGAGAUCCGUUAAGCGUGGAUUUGGAUGGUGCAGUUGAAGAUUCUUGGGGUUUGAGUUGUUUGGAGGCUUUGAUUCGGCGUUGUUCAGAUUCUAGUGCUGCAAUACGAGCUCGAGCUUUGUCAAAUUUGGCUCAGUUGGUGGGGGAUUUUAUUAGUAAUGAAAAAAAUAAGGAGGUUUUGAAGAAAGUAAUGGGGUUUCGAGAAGGUGAAAUGAAUAGCCUUUUAAGGAAAAGAUGUAUGGAUGAAAAGGCCGCCGUUAGAAAGGCUGCACUUCUGCUAGUUACCAAGUUGACAGGUCUUUUUGGUGGUUCAGUAGAUGGAAUUUUGCUCAAGACGCUGGGCAUGUCUUGUUCUGAUCCUCUUGUUAGCAUCAGGAAAGCAGCAAUUUCAGCUAUUUCGGAGGCUUUCAGAACAUUUUCAGAUGAAAGUGUGACUGCUGAGUGGCUACAUUCUGUUCCGCGUUUAAUAACUGACAAUGAAACUAGCAUUCAAGAAGAAUGUGAGAAGUUGUUCCUGGAACUGGUCUUGGAUCGAGUAUCUAGAGCUGGAUCUUCUGGUUCCACUCUCCAUGACUCAAAUGUGAAGGAAAAAAGUAUAGAAAGGGAGAUUGAGCUGUUAUUUCCUGAGGGGGCCUUGGGUCUUUUGAAAGAGAUCUGUAACGGGGAGGUGACACCUUGGGUGAAGAAAAUCUGCACCAGCCUGGGAAAGAAGAAAAGACUGAAGCCCAAAAUUGCCAUAGCCCUUCAGAACAUUAUAAGAUCAUCUGAAUCUGUCUGGUUGAGCCAUUCCAUGCCAAUUGAGAAGUGGACAGCCCCACCUGGUGCUUGGCUUCUUCUAUCAGAGGUAUCAGCAUACCUUCCAAAAGCAGUGGACUGGGAGUUCCUUCAUCACCAUUGGCAGCUUCUUGACAAGUAUGAAGCAGGAGAUGAAUUUAAAAGCCCACUUAUGCUAAGAGAUGAGCAAGAAGAUGAAGAGGGAAUAGUAUCCAAUUCUGUUUCAUGGGCUGGUGAUCGUGUUUCCCUCCUUCAAACAAUCUCUAAUGUUUCUGUGGAGCUGCCUCCAGAACCUGCUGCAGAUUUAGCUCAUAACUUACUUAAGCGGAUUGAAGGAUUCAACAUGCACUCAACAGAGGUUAAUGCUCACGUAAAAGCUCUUAGAACAUUGUGUAAACGGAAGGCUUCUAAUGCUGAAGAGUCUGACAUGCUUGUCUUGAAAUGGGUGCGCCAACUUCUCUCCAAAGCUUCACAAAUUUUAGAAAAAUACAUUUCAGAGAAUUCAGAAGAAAAUAAAAAUAGCAGUUUCUUUACUCCCCCCAAACAUAGUAGAAAGGGCAAGAAAGCAGUGGCCAUGUCCAUAUCAUUGUCAGAAGCAGUCACUGCAGUUUAUACUAUUGGGUCCUUGGUUAUAGUCUGUCCCACUGCUGAUAUGAGCUCUAUUGUUCCUCUAUUAUACGCCAUCAUUACUUCAGGGAAUUCUGGUCCAAAAUUGAAUAAAUUACCAGGCUCAUCAGUCUCUACAAAGCAGAUAGCUCCUUCAUUGUAUAUUCAAGCAUGGUUGACAAUGGGGAAGCUGUGCCUUGCGGAUGGCAAACUUGCAAAGAGUUAUAUUCCACUGUUUGUGCAGGAGCUUGAAAAAAGUGAUUGUGUGGCCCUUCGCAACAAUAUUGUAGUAAUGAUGGCAGAUUUUUGUGUUCGUUAUACUGCUUUGGUUGAUUGUUAUAUAGCAAAGAUUACUAUGUGUCUCCGGGAUCCAUGUGAACUUGUAAGAAGGCAGACAUUUAUACUACUGUCAAGAUUAUUACAGAGGGACUACGUGAAGUGGAGAGGCGUGCUCUUCCAUCGAUUUCUUCUGUCUCUGGUUGAUGAAUCAGAAAAGAUUAGACAACUUGCUGAUUUUCUUUUUGGGAAUAUUUUAAAAGCCAAGGCUCCACUUCUAGCUUACAACAGUUUUGUGGAGGCUAUAUUUGUCCUAAAUGAUUGCCACGUCCAUAAUGGUCUCAAUGACUCCAAGGGUUCACAAACAGAGCGCCGAUUAUUUUCCAUCAGAGGAAAUGAUGAAAGGUCCAGGUCUAAAAGAAUGCAUAUCUAUGUUUCUUUGCUUAAGCAAAUGGCUCCAGAGCACCUUUUAGCCACCUUUGCAAAGUUAUGUGCUGAGAUUCUUGCAGCUGCUUCGGAUGGCAUGCUCAACACAGAAGAUGCCACUGGACAGUCUGUUCUUCAGGAUGCUUUCCAAAUUCUUGCCUGCAAAGAGAUUCGAAUUACUCCCACACGCAGGUCAGCAUCGGAAGCUGGAGAAAUAGAGGAAGAAGCCGGAGAUACGGGAGCAUCUUCAGCUGCUGCUAAAGGAAGAGCCAUAACACAAGCAGUGAGAAAAGGGCUCAUCCAAAACACCAUCCCCAUUUUCAUAGAACUUAAAAGGCUACUAGAGAGCAAGAACAGCCCCCUCACAGGCUCACUAAUGGAAUGCCUUAGAAUUCUCCUCAAGGACUAUAAAAACGAGAUUGAUGACAUACUGGUUGCUGAUCGGCAGCUCCAGAAAGAACUCAUUUAUGAUAUGCAAAAGUAUGAAUCAGCCAAGGCUGCUGCAGCUGUUGCCACGUCACCUGCCCUCUCAAAGAGGCGUAGUAAUUUGGCUACAAAAUUGCAAACUGACUCUAGAGUGGCUUCAGCAAUGGCAGAUGCGGCAGCUGCAGCCACCGCUCGGUCUGUGCUCAAGGAAGUUAACACUCAAACACCACCACUCAGUGCAAUGAGUGUGCCUAAACUCAAGACUGCCCAGGGACAGGGAGGAACCACAGCUCGACAUGACAGGCCUUUACAUGUAUUAGAGUCUUUGAGAAGUAGAAAAACUUUUGAUUCAGAUGAAGAAAACUGAUGUCUUUAGAAAUACAUUUAUUCAUCCGGGUUCUGUUUUUAGCUCUAAAACAGGCUUCCAACUCUCCGUUAUGUAUAACAUUACACAAAUAU